Molecule: messenger RNA, 1488 nt
Organism: Prosopis cineraria
Lineage: Eukaryota; Viridiplantae; Streptophyta; Magnoliopsida; Fabales; Fabaceae
Product: peptide methionine sulfoxide reductase-like
Exons: 2
Coding region: 359-1249 (296 amino acids)
Biological process (GO): cellular response to oxidative stress
Cellular component (GO): cytoplasm
Molecular function (GO): peptide-methionine (S)-S-oxide reductase activity
Source: RefSeq, a predicted model, not a curated record
UCUUUUAACUGCAUAACAUCCUUUCUUUUUUAAUAUAUCCCCUUGAUAUUUCUCGAAAAUGUCACAUUCUUGUUUUAUCAAUGUGGAUAAUCCUUCUAAAGUAAUCUGAAAUUUUUUCAACCAGUCAGAAUUGUUUUUGAAUUGGUUGAUCUAUUUAUUGAAAUAUGUUGACCAGGUUAUAUAUUUCCAAUCUCCAACGAGGGACAUUAUUUUGCAAUUAUUUGUGAAUAAGUUAUACAUGCUAGAGUGUAAGGCUGUAUGCCAUUUAUAUUUACUUUUGUUACAGAAUUUAUUAUUUUUAAUCUGUCAAUUAUUUGUUCAUAAAAUGGUCGCUUGAUUUUCAUGGCAUCUUCUCUUGAUGCUUUUGGUUCUUUUUUUAAUUUGUCCUUUUCAUUAUCUUUUCCUAAAAAAUUUAUGCAUGGAAAAUUUAGUUAAAGUGUCUACUCUUUACAAAAGAGUUAUUUUGCUUAAACUCUUGACAGCAACCAGCCGCAGAUACUCUGCUGCAUGUAGGUGCCUCUCCUCUUGGAUCUUUAAUCCCACUAAAAGCAAGCUCUUUCGCUCACUUUCUAGAAUUUCUUCCAAGUGUUUCUCCUCCUCACCUCUAACUCAUGGUCAUGCCUCUGCCUACAAGAGUACCAUGAACCUGUUGAGCAGACUUAGGUUUGGGAGCACAAGGGCUCCUGAGAAUUUGGACUCUUCAAUAGCUCAAUAUCCAGAUGAUGAUGAAUGUGCACCAGGCCAGCAGUUUGCACAGUUCGGUGCUGGCUGCUUUUGGGGUGUUGAGUUGGCCUUUCAGAGGGUGCCUGGUGUGACUAAUACAGAAGUUGGUUACAGCCAGGGAUUCAUACAUAAUCCAAGUUAUGAGGAUGUCUGUUCUGGGACCACAAAUCACUCAGAGGUUGUUAGGGUCCAAUAUGAUCUCAAAGAAUGUAGGUAUGACACUUUGCUUGAUGUCUUCUGGGUGAGGCAUGAUCCUACAAUGUUGUAUCGGCAGGGAAAUGAUGUGGGAACUCAGUACAGAUCUGGAAUCUACUAUUAUACAGAAGAACAAGAGAAGGCAGCUAGAGAGUCUCUGGAACAGCGGCAGAAGCGGUUGAGCCGGAAGAUCGUUACAGAGAUACUUCCGGCCAAGAAGUUUUAUCGUGCAGAAGAAUAUCAUCAGCAGUACCUGGAGAAAGGUGGGAGAUUUGGUUGCAAGCAAUCUGCUGCUAAGGGGUGCAAUGAUCCAAUCCGAUGUUAUGGCUAAGAUUAUGAGGUUUUUGGGGGGCGAGAGAGAGAGAGAGAGAGAGAGCAUCAGAGCAUAAGAAUGACCAGUUUUGGCUCCCUUAAUGUGAUGAUUUGAAUCUGAAUGUCGUUGCUUCUCUCUUUGUUCUCCUGUUUGCCUUUGAUAUUGUACAGUAGAUCUGUUUGGUAUAUCGUUACUUGUGUUGAGCCAUAUGAAUCUUGUACAUGAUUUUCUAUAUCGGGUGUGUAAAAAUUUUCCAA